UAAAGAUAUGAGAUAAAUAAACAAUACUGAAGCUAAAGAGGAAAGAAAUAAUACUAUACUGGAAAUUGGAAUCAAAUUUUACAGCUGGCGCAUGAUACCAUUAAUUUCACCCCCUGCACAUGGAAAGGAACACUUCAAUGCUGCAGAAACUUUUUUUGAUUUGACAUGGUAAUUGGCAAUCAAGUUCAGUAAUUUUAGCACAAUGGGUAAAGAUUUUAUGUCCUUGUUUCGACGCGAAAGAAAGAGACUGUUGUGGCUUGUAGGCAUUACAUUUGCAGUGAUUUUAGCAUUGCAGUGUUUUGAGCUUCCUUAUGGUAGCCUUCAACCUUCUGUAUUCUCUUCUGACAAGUUACCAGCAUCUGAUAGUAGUGCAGAUCCACCAUCUGUGUCUGAAAUGUCAGUUUUGAAUCAACAAAAUUCUACUGUUGAACAUUUACAUCCCAUUGAGACAGUUAAUAAAACUAAGAUCUCUGAGGAAAAGGACACUAUUUCAGGAACUGGUUACAUGUCAGAACAAGGAACGGUAUCAAACAAAUCUUUAGGAUUUGAUGAGUCCGAUGGAAGUUCUGCAGUGUUAUCAGAAAAUAGUGAUAACAAUUCUAUUGGUGUGAAUUUGACUAGAGAGGUUAACAUUACAUCAGGGUCAGAUCAUAAAUUGGAAACUUCAGAUGCUAAUUUUCAUUCCCCUUCUCACGCAAUACCACCAACAUAUUUGACUCCGCCUAUAACUACGCCUCCGGUGUUAUCAAAUGAUUCUGAAGAAAUUGAUUUCACUGAGGGUGAGAGGGAAAAACCAUCACAAGAUGAUGUGGAUGCAGUGAGCAAGAAUUCUUCUAUCACCAGUGGGCAUAAGGAGACUAAAGAUUCUCAUUUACCAGUUCCAGAAGUAACAUCAAUCUCUGAAAUGAACACGUUAUUGCUUCAAAACCGUGCCUCAUAUCGUUCUAUGAGGCCAAGGUGGUCUUCAGCUGUUGAUCAAGAGCUACUGCGGGUCAGAUCAGAGAUUGAGAACGCACCAAACCUAGAGAAUGUUGAAAAUCUUUAUGCACCCCUUUUUCGAAAUGUUUCCAUGUUCAAGAGGAGCUAUGAAUUAAUGGAAAAGACACUCAAAGUGUAUGUGUAUAGAGAAGGGGCUAAGCCUAUUAUGCACUCACCAUAUCUUUUGGGAAUUUAUGCUUCAGAGGGAUGGUUCAUGAGGUUAAUGGAAGUUAAUAAAGGAUUUCUUACUAAAGAUCCAAAGAAGGCACACCUGUUCUACUUACCUUUCAGUUCAAGAAUGCUGGAGGAAACUUUGUAUGUGCGGAAUUCACAUAAUCAUAAAAACCUGAUUCAGUAUCUGAAUGAUUAUGUAGACAUGAUUGCUGGGAAACAUCCUUUCUGGAACAGAACAGGAGGUGCUGAUCAUUUUCUGGUUGCUUGCCAUGAUUGGGCCCCUACAGAAACAAAGCAUCACAUGGCUAAGUGCAUAAGAGCCCUAUGCAACUCUGAUGUCAGAGAAGGAUUUGUCUUGGGGAAGGACGUGUCCCUUCCUGAAACAUAUGUCCGGAAUGCUCAGAAACCCACUAGAGACCUUGGUGGAAAACCAGUUUCACAGAAGAAAACUCUAGCGUUUUUCGCCGGCGGCAUGCACGGUUAUGUUCGACCGAUCCUUCUGCAACACUGGGAAAACAAAGACCCUGACAUGAAAAUCUUUGGAGUUUUGCCGAAGUCUAAGGGAAACAGGAACUACAUCCAGUACAUGAAGAGCAGCAAGUAUUGCAUUUGUGCAAAGGGGUAUGAAGUUAACAGUCCAAGAGUUGUUGAGGCCAUCUUCUAUGAAUGUGUUCCUGUUAUCAUAUCAGACAAUUUUGUGCCUCCAUUUUUUGAGGUUUUGAAUUGGGAAUCCUUUGCUGUUAUUAUUUUGGAGAAGGAUAUUCCAAAUUUGAAGAGUAUACUACUCUCUAUUCCUGAGAAGAGGUAUCUUCAAAUGCAAAUGAGGGUGAAGAAAGUACAGCAACAUUUCCUUUGGCAUAGGAACCCUGUCAAGUAUGAUAUAUUUCACAUGACACUUCAUUCUAUUUGGUACAAUAGAGUUUUCACUGCCAGAGCUAGAUGAUUUUAGAGACAUGUUUUAGUGCUUAGAUAUUGAUUGAUAAGGUCAUUUUUUUGUGUACAUUUUUAUAGAUCUUGCUGUAAAGAAAGUUAUGUAUAUUCGUAUAUUUGAAAUUGCUUGAAAAUUUGACAAAGAUGUCAAAGAUUCUAUGUAUGAUCAAAUAAAGAACUUCUAUGUCAAGUCAUCAA
Molecule: messenger RNA, 2280 nt
Organism: Lotus japonicus
Lineage: Eukaryota; Viridiplantae; Streptophyta; Magnoliopsida; Fabales; Fabaceae
Product: probable glycosyltransferase At5g03795
Exons: 5
Coding region: 203-2095 (630 amino acids)
Molecular function (GO): glycosyltransferase activity
Source: RefSeq, a predicted model, not a curated record